Molecule: messenger RNA, 699 nt
Organism: Siniperca chuatsi (mandarin fish)
Lineage: Eukaryota; Metazoa; Chordata; Actinopteri; Centrarchiformes; Sinipercidae
Gene: pyyb
Product: peptide YYb
Exons: 4
Coding region: 156-449 (97 amino acids)
Biological process (GO): neuropeptide signaling pathway; feeding behavior
Cellular component (GO): extracellular region
Molecular function (GO): neuropeptide Y receptor binding; neuropeptide hormone activity
Source: RefSeq, a predicted model, not a curated record
AGAUCACGCUGCCUCUGAAGCGAGGGGUGUGGUUAACUGUUAGUCAGUGCGCAUCAGGUAGCCAUGCACACUACAUAACCCUGUGAGGACAGGAGAGGAGAGCAGCAGACAGGCGCAGCACCGGGGUGACUACAUCAGGAUACAACUGUCAAAAAAUGGCCAACAUGCUGAGAUCGUGGAUGAUGCUUGCAGCGCUCGUCGUCUGCCUGCUGGUGUGUUUGAGCAGCUUCGCGGACGCCUACCCUCCCAAACCGGAGAGCCCGGGGAGCAACGCCUCGCCGGAGGAGUGGGCCAAAUACCACUCAGCUGUCAGGCAUUAUGUCAACCUCAUCACCAGACAGAGGUAUGGGAAACGGUCGACCCCCGAGCAGGCGGUGGCGUGGCUGCUGUUUGGGGCUGAUUCAAGCCAAGACACUGAACCACGCUCGGACUAUAGCGAUCAGUGGUAAAUGAGCCCAAUGUUAAUCCUUACCUGGCCCCCACCCCGAUCCUUUGCUUCACCAACAAUCAAAAAACACUGAGAUUCUCAAGAGACAACCUGCACUGGACUGUGUGACUCUCCAUAUUUAAUGUGCAUGCAAAUCUCUCUUUAUCUCCCUCUCUGAUUGUAUUCCUCUCUCAAUAUAUCUAUUUUUGUCUUUGGCCAAAACAUGUAAAUAAUUUAUAUCAAAAUUGAAUGCAAUAAAAGUAUUAAAUAGA